AUGGACCCUCAUGGUUAUGUGGAAAAGUCCUCGAGACGUUGGUCAGGGAAUCAUAAACUUGCUUCGAAAAACAUCCCCGACCGGCCAUCUUCCACCGCUCCUACAUACAUGCCCCUUACAGAUCCAUCUAAUGGCUCUGAACCUAAACGUCAGAUCCAAAAUUACCAUCAUCACCGACGUAGUGCCAAGUCAACAGAAUAUUCUUUCCCUCCUUACUCACCUGGACGUACGGUAUCUGCUCCACAGAUUCCCCAGCAUAAAAGGUCCAGCUCGUUAGGAACGAUUCCUCUUAAAAACACCAAAAACUUCUAUUCAUACCCCAGCCUGAACACUGCAUUUGAGUCUCCUAGCACUGCAAAUUCUUCCAUAUCCUCCUCCUUGUCUACUACUUCCUCUAGAAGACCUAGUAAAACAGUUCACUUUGAAUCAACUAGCGCUGACAAAGCCCGAGCUAAAAGAAAUCGCCACUCCAUUGCCGUGUCGCCUUCUGAAAUCAAAUCUUCUCUCCGUCAAAGUUCGACAUUGUUCCCUUCAAAAGAGUUUUCCGAAGAUACGUUAGAAAAGAAAAUUCAUCUACCAGAGAGUAUUAGCCCAACAUUUUCUCUUCCUGCUUCUUCAUCACAUCAAAACACAUAUUUACAAACCAUUUCUCCUCAUAACAUGGUUCCACUGCUUCCAUAUUCACAAGACAAUAGACAACAGUACUCUUAUUAUCCUACUCAGCAACAGCCACUUCAACAACAGCCGCAACAACCCCAGCACUUGUUUCCACCUCCACAACAACAACAGGUGUACCUGCAUCCAAUCCAAACAAACCAUGUCAAUGCCAAUUAUGUCUAUGGGAGCCACACUUCCUAUUAUCCUCCACAACCCAUGCAUCAAAACCCAACUUUCUACAAGCCUUACUCUGCACCAACGGUUUAUGGGACCCCCCCUGCUGCCACACCUCAGUCACCAAUUUUACCCAUGUACGGGAACACCUGGCCAGGAUACCCCCAGCCACCCAUCCCAUCGCGUGUUUCUAGCUCCACUGCAAGUAACCAGGAAAUGUCAAAUCUCUACUCGACCUACCCAAAACGUCGUGUAAGCAAUGCUGGGAGCAUUUCAGCAGGAAGCAGCCAUAGUAGUUGCAGCAGUAGCGAGAGUAGUAGCAGUGGAAGCAGUAGCAAUGGAGGAGGAAGUAGCAGCAGCAGCAGCAAUAGUAGUGGUACUAGCAUUGCUUUGGAACAACCAAAGAUUCCUCUUCGGAUGCGGGCAAGUAGAGUUAAGGCCCAGCAGCAACAGCUGCAACAACAACAUAUUCAAUCAGAUUUAUCGAUUCUGCAACAGAAUACGGAUGAUCACUCCGAGCCGGGUGUUAUUCGUAUUCCGUCUCCGGGCCAAAUCUUCAACUCUAGCAUGGAAUUAACUUUGAGCAUUUCGCGCAAAAAAAACAUAUUCGGAGAACGCCAGAUUUUUACCGAUGAUAAAGAACCCGAGGAAGAAACGAUCCGGACAGAAUUGUGGCAGCAUCAGCAGCAUCAGCAGCAUCAGCAGCAACAACAGCAACAACAGCAGAGUCUCAUGUCACAGUCUCAAUUGCAAUGCUAUCAACGUGCCGGAUCGCCUUUGUUGCUGCCUCAGAGAAUCUUUGAGCCUCAUUUCCCAAGUAGUAACCCAACUGCGACAACGUUGACUACUGCAAUCAUUAUUAGCUCGCUUUUAGCCAAAGUGAAAAAUAUUGCUAUGCGCGUUGCCUCAAAAUAUGCUAAGCUCAACAAUGCACCACCCUUAUUACAGGUGACUGCUCAGUUUAUGAUUUUUUUCAUUUCGCUUGACUUUUUGGUUAAUUUGUUUGCAAAGUUUGGACUCUUGAAAAGCAUGGAUAUGUUUCUUAUUAAUGUUGUGAUUGCAAGCACAGUAUGGGCGUUUUUCAUGAGAAAUUGGCAACUGAGGUAUCAGAGAGAAAGUGCGAAGCAAUAUUAA
Magnusiomyces paraingens is the source of this 1965-nucleotide messenger RNA. RefSeq lists its product as uncharacterized. The record is from RefSeq and is a predicted model, not a curated record. Bases 1 to 1965 code for a protein of 654 amino acids. NCBI's taxonomy places the organism in Eukaryota, Fungi, Ascomycota, Dipodascomycetes, Dipodascales, Dipodascaceae. The transcript is spliced from 2 exons.